AUGGCUAGUGACGAUGAAACAAGUUCGGCUGCUAACACCGCGGCCAAUGGAAAUGGGAACCCGCCGGCGACUCUCGAUUCGCCAACGGCGGCCAAUGGCAACGGGAAUCCGCCGUCGACUCCCGAUUCGCCAACUUCUGCUGGAUUUAACACCGAUCAGCUGCCUUUCAACACCAGUCAGAACUAUACCGACGACGACGAAGCCUCUGUCGACCCUGAAAUCAUUCGAGAUGAUCCUGUUGACGGUAUUGACGACGAAGAGGAAGAAGGGGAGGACCUUUUCCACGACAAUUUCAUGGAUGAUUAUCGGAGGAUGAACGAGCAGGACCAGUACGAGUCAGUGGGGCUAGACGAUUCGAUGGAGGAUGAGAGGGAUUUGGAUCAGAUAAUGGCGGACCGUAGAGCAGCCGAGAUGGAACUCGAAGCCAAAGAAGCUCGAUUUUCUCAGCGCAAGCUUCCACAACUUCUCCAUGAUCAAGAUACUGAUGACGACAAUUAUAGGCCAUCAAAAAGAACCAGAGCUGACUUUAGGCCUCCAAAUGAUAGUGAUGGAAUGCCGAGUUCACCAGGCCGAUCACAGCGGGGUAAUUCUAGGGAAGAUGUGCCAAUGACUGAUCAGACAGAUGAUGACCCUAAUGAGGAUGAAGACAAUGAUGAAGGCGAGUUUGAGAUGUACCGGGUUCAGGGAACCCUUAGGGAAUGGGUUACUAGAGAUGAAGUUAGGCGUUUCAUUGCGAAGAAGUUCAAGGAAUUCUUGCUCACGUAUGUCAACCCAAAGAGCGAGCAUGGGGACUUUGAAUAUCUACGGCAGAUUAAUGAAAUGGUCUCUGUUAACAAGUGCAGCCUUGAGAUUGAUUACAAACAGUUCAUCUAUAUACAUCCGAAUAUUGCUAUCUGGCUGGCAGACGCACCCCAGUCUGUCCUUGAGGUUAUGGAAGAGGUAGCCAAUAAGGUUGUUUUUGACUUGCAUCCAAAUUACAAGAAAAUUCAUCAAAAGAUUUAUGUACGCAUAACCAACUUACCAGUUUAUGAUCAGAUACGCAAUAUUAGGCAGAUCCAUUUGAAUACCAUGAUUCGAAUUGGGGGAGUCGUCACUCGACGUUCUGGUGUCUUUCCACAGUUGCAGCAAGUGAAGUAUGAUUGUAACAAGUGUGGAACGAUUUUAGGGCCAUUUUUCCAGAAUUCAUAUUCGGAGGUGAAAGUUGGUUCUUGUCCAGAGUGCCAGUCAAAGGGACCAUUCACUGUCAAUGUUGAACAAACUAUAUAUAGGAACUACCAGAAACUUACACUUCAAGAGAGCCCUGGGAUUGUGCCUGCUGGUCGACUCCCAAGAUACAAGGAAGUAAUACUGUUGAAUGAUCUCAUUGAUUGUGCCCGACCUGGGGAAGAGAUUGAGGUGACAGGGAUAUAUACAAACAAUUUUGACUUGUCUUUGAACACGAAGAAUGGGUUUCCUGUCUUUGCUACUGUAAUUGAAGCAAAUUAUGUAACAAAGAAGCAGGACCUCUUUUCAGCUUAUAAGCUUACCCAGGAGGACAAAGAAGAAAUUGAGAAGUUGGCCAAAGACCCAAGGAUUGGAGAACGAAUUAUUAAGUCCAUAGCCCCAUCAAUCUAUGGUCACGAGGACAUAAAGACUGCAAUAGCUCUUGCAAUGUUUGGAGGCCAGGAGAAAAAUGUUGAGGGGAAACACCGAUUGCGUGGGGACAUAAAUGUACUCCUGAUGGGUGAUCCAGGCACUGCCAAGUCCCAGUUCCUCAAGUAUGUUGAAAAGACUGGACAAAGGGCUGUUUAUACAACUGGAAAAGGAGCCUCUGCUGUAGGACUCACAGCAGCAGUGCACAAGGACCCGGUCACACGAGAGUGGACCCUUGAAGGAGGGGCACUUGUUCUGGCCGAUAGAGGGAUAUGCCUUAUUGAUGAGUUCGAUAAAAUGAAUGAUCAGGAUAGGGUAAGUAUUCAUGAAGCAAUGGAGCAGCAGAGCAUAAGCAUUUCGAAAGCUGGGAUUGUAACUUCUCUCCAGGCCCGCUGUUCUGUCAUUGCUGCUGCAAAUCCUAUUGGAGGAAGAUACGAUUCCUCAAAGACAUUUUCACAAAAUGUGGAGCUGACAGAUCCCAUCAUUUCCCGCUUUGAUAUUCUCUGCGUUGUCAAGGAUGUGGUUGACCCAGUCACUGAUGAGAUGCUAGCAAAGUUUGUAGUUGAUAGUCAUUUUAAAUCACAACCUAAAGGUGCUAAUUUGGAUGAUAGGUCGGUGGCCAAUUCUCAGGAUGAUUUUCAAUCUUCCUCUACACAAACAGAUCCUGAGAUAAUUCCUCAAGAAUUGCUAAAGAAGUACAUAACAUACGCCAAGCUGAAUAUAUUUCCAAGGUUGCAUGAUGCAGAUUUAGACAAGCUCACUCAAGUUUAUGCUGAAUUACGGAGAGAAUCUUCGCAUGGACAAGGAGUUCCCAUUGCAGUGAGGCACAUAGAAUCAAUGAUACGGAUGUCUGAAUCCCAUGCAAGAAUGCAUCUUAAACAGCAUGUCACUCAAGAGGACGUGGACAUGGCUAUUCGCGUUCUGCUGGACUCAUUCAUUUCAACCCAAAAAUUUGGUGUGCAAAAAGCUUUGCAGAAGAGCUUCAAAAAGUAUAUGACGUACAAAAAGGAUUUCAAUGCUAUUGUUUUGCACCUUCUGCGUGGACUUGUGAAGGAUGCACUGCACUUUGAAGAAAUCGUGUCUGGUUCCACUGCAAAUCUCACUCAUAUUGAUGUAAAAGUGGAAGAGCUUCAAUGCAAGUCUCUUGAUUAUGGGAUCACUGAUCUGAUGCCGUUCUUUAGUAGUAUGGAGUUUGCUAGAGCUAACUUCGUGCUGGACGAGGGACGGGGUACAAUUAGGCAUCACCUUGCGCACUGA
Messenger RNA from Fraxinus pennsylvanica, 2889 nucleotides. NCBI's taxonomy places the organism in Eukaryota, Viridiplantae, Streptophyta, Magnoliopsida, Lamiales, Oleaceae. The record is from the annotation of a GenBank genome assembly.